CCCAAUUCCCAAAAUGAUUCAGAAUAUCAAUCAAUCGUACUUUCUACUUUCUUAUCAACUUUUUAUCUAAUUAUUAAUCGUUUCUUUCAAUUAUGCACAUUGAUCGUGGAUCAUUCGGCUGCCCUCACAAUUAAUAUUCUUUAAUUUUGUGCGUGAAUGUUGUGGUAAUUCUCUACAAUGACCGCCCUCCUGACUGCUGACUGGUGUCAGUACGGGAAGGAUUCCUACAUGAGAAAAACGGAAGUAUACUCCAUGGACUGGUUGAAUGAAGUGGAUUUAGAUACUUCCAUCCUCACCCCUGCACCAUUUGGUGGUCCUAUCGCAGUCAGGCGUGAUAGAUCGAAAUUGGCAGAGGUUAAGUUUAGUGGCAAGCCAAUUGUGACAGUCUACACUGCGUCUGGAAGGAAACUUGAAACGUUUCUAUGGAAUAAUGGUAAUAUCGUUGAGACGGGCUGGUCAUGCUCCGAUGAACUUCUCUUCAUCCAAGAAGACGGCUGUGUUUUGACUUAUGAUAUGUUUGGAAAUUAUCAGCAUACAUUUAGCAUGGGGCAGGAGGCUCAAGAACUCAGUGUCAUCGAAGGUAAAAUUUUCUCAACAUUUUACGGAAGUGACUCAAUUACUGGCGUGGCCGUACUCACCAAAGCGUAUCGAAUCUUCGUAGUCAGUAACGUAAAGGAACCAAAAGUUAGGCGGCUACCUGUGAUACCUGGGCCUAAUGUUAGACCUAAUGCGUGGGCUGUCAUUUGUAAGGACCGGCAAAUUCUUGUUUUAGUCGCAAGAGGUCAAGAAUUAUAUUUACUCAAUCCUUCAGAGCCACAAGCAAUUCAGCAGAAAUAUUUGAAUAUUGAUUCAAUGAAUAUUGGAACAAUGAGAAUUAGCGUUUUAAACAUAGCUGUCUCGCAAGAUUAUUCCUGUGUUGCCAUGCAAACGGAUAUGGGUCAGAUAUGGAUAGGAUCAUCCGAUCUCGACAAGAAUUACAGGAUAUAUGACACCAGAGCAAGCCAUCCUUCGAAACAGCUUGUUUGGUGUGGAACAUUUGCUGUUUUGGGCGUAUGGGAUUCGAAAGUAACUGUUAUUGGUAAAUUGGAUCAUUCUUUAAAUCUGAAUUUCCCGUACGAUUGGCCGGUGCACCUAGUCCAAGAAGUUGACUGCGUGCGUGUCGUUUCAACCUUUAGCACCGAUAUCAUCCAACAAGUUCCUCUCGUAGUACAAGAAAUUUUCAGAGUCGAUUCUACCUCACCCGGCUCAAACUUGUUUGAAGCUUCAAAACAGUUUCAGAAACAAAGUCAUCGAGCGGAUGACUACAUCCAGCAAGUCAAACCAGAUUUACAAUUAGCAAUAACUCAGUGUAUUCAAGCAGCUGGACAUGAGUUCAACCCUGUGCAUCAAAAGAUGCUUAUCACGGCUGCCUCCUUUGGGAAAGUUUUCUCAGCCGAUUACAAUCCAGAAAAGUAUGUUGAAAUGUGUCGAAUAUUGCGGGUGCUCAAUGCUGUCAGAGAUCCUAAAAUAGGAAUCCCUCUGACUUACACGCAAUUAAAAGAAUACCUAACGGUGCCUACUCUCCUGGACAAAUUAAUUGCAAGAAGACAGUAUUAUUUAGCAAUUCAAGCAGCCAAGUAUCUACGGCUGUCUGGAAAAGAAGAUGGUAGCCACAUCCUUGCUCAUUGGGCGUUUUACAAGGUGAAGCAGACAUCAGUCGAUAGAGAUACUAUAGCUGAGGAAAUAGCUAGUAAGCUGGGAAACAACCCAGGUGUCUCGUAUACUGAAAUCGCAAAGAAAGCUGCGGAUUAUGGCCGAACACAACUAACAAUCAAGCUUUUAGAUUAUGAGCCGAGAGCAUCGCUUCAGGUUCCUCUCCUCUUACGCCUAGGACAAGACCGAACUGCCCUUCAAAAAGCUAUCUCCAGUGGAAAUACAGAUCUAGUCUACACUGUUUUGCUGCAUCUUCGUGAUAAUAUGAGUUCUCUUAGAGAAUUGCAGAUGGAGAUUCGAAAAUUUCCUCUCGCGCAAGCACUGUAUCUGAAGUAUUGUAAGGAGCACAACAAGGAUGCCUUGAGAGAUAUUUAUUUACAAGAGGACGAUCAUCUGGAACAAGCUGCAUGUCACAUACGAGAUGUCUAUAAUCCAAAGAAUGAUCUUGCAAAGCAGGUUGUGCUAGUAUCUGCUCAAGAAGCGUAUAAGCGCGGUAAAAAUGAUCUGAACGCAGCUCUUUGUGAUGAGCAGCUGCGACUUCUGAACCACCAGAAAAGUCUCGAAGAGAAUUUUAAGAGAGGUUUUGUCAAUUUAUCAUUACACGAUACGAUCAAGACUCUUCUAGAAAUAGGAGAAGUCAAGCUGGCUGAUAAACUUAGGAGUGAAUAUAAAGUUCCUGACAAAAGGUAUUGGUGGCUGCGAAUAAUGACCCUGGCAGCCAAUGAUCAGUGGAGAGACUUAGAAAAUUUUUCGAAGUCCAAAAAACCACCCAUUGGUUUUGAGCCUUUUGUCGAUGUCUGUCUGGAACGUGGAAAACCUGAAGAAGCCCAAAAGUAUUUUAGUCGAAUUAAAGAGGAGAAUAAAGUGAAAUAUUAUAUCAAGCUAGGGAUGCAUGAGGAAGCAGCAAAACUGGCUUUUGCUCAGCGUGAUCGAGAAUCAUUGCGGUUCAUUCAAGCCAAAGCAGAUAAAUCUGUUGCAGUGAAAAUCGCACCAUUACUAGCUGCUCUUGAAGAAAAAAAAUGAUUAAUUGUAAGACUAUACCAUACUCAGGUAAUGUUACUCACAUUAGAAGACGGGACAAGAUUAUUUUUUUAGGUUUGGGAAGGUAUUUCCUCAAUGUGGAGGUUCAAAUACUGGACAUUUGGUAACACACCAAAACUUUCUGAAUUUUGUAUUUCUAAUCAAAUGGUCACAUUUAACAAAUUAUUUUUAUUGUAAGAAGUUCCAAAACAACAACUUUUUCGUGUGAUCUGGCGUUUUUGCCUCACAGCUCUUUUUCGAAUUUUCAUUAUUAGAGAAAGAAGAAAAAUGUCAAUGUCUGUAGGUAGUUCAUGGCACUUAUGAAGGCGAUCAGAGGCAUCCCUCAUUUUGAUAGAGACGUUUCCAAUAUCUUUCAAUAGGUGUUUUUUGAUGAACUUAACUGUGAUAGCAGGGAUUAAUGGAUCGUUCACUUUGACUAGUAUUGUUUCAUGGGCUGUGGUCGCCACUUCCGGGCAAAGUCAAAACACAGCAUCAAUGGGGGAAAAAAAUCGGAAUAAUCAUUAUAAAUGACCUUAUCCUUAGGUACCUCCUGUAUUGCAGCAAUGCUGAAAGUGGAAAAAGCCUCUGCCAUCAUGGGCUCAUUAUUGUCCAAAGUAGCAGUAGUUGACAAUGCCUUUGGCUUCCGAGAGGAGAGCGGUUUACUCCCUUCAUGAUGGAUUUUACCGUCUUUAGAAGUAUAAUCUGACUUCUUACCUUUGAUAUCUUCACCCUCUCUAAUAGCCUUUAGCACCAAGGUAGAUUCGAUCUUCUCCCCCAAGAAAACUCGUUUAGUCGCAUCAGCACUCUUCAAAGCAAGAAAGCAGGCAACAAAACUCAACAUGCACGCCAAACACACGAUUGGAGUAUGAUUCCAAAUGAACAGUCGAGUUGUCAGAUAGUUAGCCGUCUCCAACCAUGUAGCGUUAAUGGGGGCAUACCCACCUUCUGGUACACAUCUGGUUGUGCAAAGAAUCGUCCUGUCUUGACUAGUUUCGUUGAAUAUGUGAGUUUUAAAGACAUAGAACUUCCCUAGAGCAUUAUCCCAUUUCAUUGAACCAUGUACACGAAUGGUCGCCUUAUGACCAAUGAUGUCGCAGAGAUGGUGACCAGCCAUCCAAUCAGCCAUCUGGUCAGUGUCGGAGAAAACAGCAAUAACUAGCCAGGCGAAGACAAACCAGAGGAGAUGUUUUCUCAACUCUGACCACAUCUUCACCUGGGGAUUGGCUCCAUUCAAAUGUCUUUCAGCAUUAUCAAGCUUCAUUUCAUAUUUAAUUUUUUAUCUCUAACUAUUACCUUUGAUCGUCUUUGCGCUUACGGAAACGUCAUCACUCGGAGUCGCUAGCGCGGAGACAAUUGUCGGUUUAUGGUUAGGAUUGUUCAAAGGAUGGUAAGGAUUAGAGGAGUGUUGCACCAAAGGCAUGUCAUUAUUCAGAUUUGGCACGUCUGGGUAAAAGCGAGCCAUUUUUCGGAACGACUUGCAUUCUUCUUGACAAGAGGAAUGAUACACCUAGCGAGUGCUGGUUAGUCUAGAGAGACUAAUAAUUAGACUAGUUAUUAUUAUUAAUUGGCAAAGUAUGCGCCCGAAGGUUCAGUAACACUUUUAGCAGUUGCGCAUGAUCUCUCGUAGCUCCGUAAUUUCUUCGUUCAGCGCAAGAUCAGCUUUGUGUAGCUUUUUGCACUUGUGAUACACAAUAAACAGAAUUACCACAAGUAUAAGCACACCAAUCAACGCGUAGCAUGUAAUAUCGUGCGCAUUCAUUUCGUUUGUCACGGUGACCUCCUUGUCGUUGAACCAGUCAAAUAUGUCCAUCUCGAACUUUUUUUUGUUUUUUUUCUUGUGUAAAAAAAUUGUUCAAUUAUUCGAAAAAUGCGCACUUCAAAAUGCUGUCCUAUAAUCUGUUAAAACUACUUGAUUUUUGGUCAAAUCAACCAAGACGGAAUUGGAAAUGUAUUUCUCGAUUUAUUAUUCAUCACAAGUUGAUCACUAUGAGAGAAAGCGUACAUGACUAAACUCCGACGGAAAGUGAGAAAACAGGCGACGCCAUAAGUGUGGCAUCAGCAUUUCUUGGGUUGGCGCACUAGACACAUUGAUGCCAAGCGUUGGUCUAAAGUGACCUAUUUUUAACAAUCUGCGCCACGCUCAUUGCUUCGGCCUCCUAACGCGGGCUAGAAAAAAACUUAAAAUAAAUAAAAACAAUCUUAACACUAAUCAACCAAGUUUUGCGAGAUUUUUUCACACUACCGCCUUUUUCGUUCGAAUCGUUUUAGAAUUUAUAUCAUAUCGCUUUGAUGUAAUCGGACUUGGUUUGUUCCUCUUUUAAGCAGGAACCUUGAUUUUUUUUGUUUUGUGUUCUGGAGGUAUCUUUUCUCUGGUAGCCUCUGCUAUUCGUCUGUCCACGCGCGAGUUUUGGUUUGUAUUUAUACAGAUUGCUUUUAAAAAAAAUCAUUUGUUGCAGGUAUAGAAAUAGAAAGUAUAAAUACUAAACUCGAAGCUAAAACAUGUGAACAUAUGAUUAACACCGGGGACAAUUUAUCCGUCGAUCUGCAAUAGAAGACGAGUUAAUUUAAUUUAGAUUCCUCUGAUUAAUCUAGUAUUUUGAAUAUGAUUUUCAUCGUUGGUGAUAUAAAAAUCUUUGACGAGUUUUUCACAAAUUUUUACAAAAUGGGGCAGAAGUUGAGGAUCUUGAUUUAAAACAGGAAUGGCUUUAAUAUCGCUUCCUGCUAAACGAUAGGAUAGGUCUGAUUUUUUUCUUUUUUCAACAUCAUCUUGUUGCGAGACAAGAAUUUGCUGAAAAUGCUCAAGAUUAAUUACAGGGGCCUCUUUUUUUUAGUCUUUCAAUUUCCACUUGUUGAGCGAGGAGGAUUUGUUGCAUGCUAGAAAUUUCUACUUUGAGUUGUUCACUCAUAUUGUCUGAGGUAUUGGAAAAUUUUGGGAAAUUUACUUGGUUUAAUAAAUGACAUGCGAUUCUUCAAUCGAUUCGUUAUCAUUAUAAAAUGCUAACACUUUGAAGAGGAAAGUUUUGAUCAAAUUCCUUGUCAAUCGUGGAUCUCCUAUAGAUAAGAAGUUAUCACGGUAAAGGGUUGUGUUAGUAUCUUCCCGGUAUCGUUCAAGAAUACUGAUCAGGUGGAUGUUUGAAAAAUAAGGUAUACUUACAUUUUCGUUAGAAUCCUGACCUAGGUCCAGAAAGGCCCCAGCCGUACCACGGAUAAGGAAGAACACAACACACUGGUUCAUUGCGUUGCGUUGCCAGAUAGCUGAAUGAAAUGACUGGCAAUCUUGGUCAAAUCGACUGGUGAUAUUCUGCAUCUACAUAUGAAAUACCCUUCGUC
This is a messenger RNA of Bemisia tabaci, 6042 nucleotides long. It is a transcript of the gene Vps16A, whose product is annotated as vacuolar protein sorting 16. Gene Ontology annotation, biological process: vacuole fusion, non-autophagic; endosomal transport; intracellular protein transport. Lineage: Eukaryota; Metazoa; Arthropoda; Insecta; Hemiptera; Aleyrodidae. Gene Ontology annotation, cellular component: cytoplasm; endosome; HOPS complex. The record is from RefSeq and is a predicted model, not a curated record. Gene Ontology annotation, molecular function: actin binding.